UUAGAAUAGAAAAGUAAUAUAAUCGAUCCCUAUGUAAUUAAUAAUAUUUAUAUAAUUAAAUACUGUGCAAUAUAGUUAUAUGUAUAUAUUAUAAGUUUUUAUAUGAUAAAUAAUAUAUAAACCCAAAAUGAAAACCUGGGUUAUAUUUAUCUUGCUCCUAUCAUGCACUUAUAAAGUCUAUUCAGACUAUCCCAGUAUUGAUGAUACUGAAUUUGCUGAAUUUGAAGAUUUUGAAGCUGAUGAUGUUGUGCUUAAUGAAAAACCAGAACGUGCAGAAAUAGAUGACUCGGUGCCAACACCACAAAUUAAAGAUGAUGAAAAAGAUUUUAUGGAAACUGAGGAAGAUGACACAGUAGUUGAGGAUGAGGAUAAUGAAUUUGAGCAUUUCCAAGAUGACGAAGAAUUUGAAGGAUUCGAAAGUUCUACAAAGCCAUCAGCAACUAAUCAACAAAAUGCUCCUAAAACGGAACCAAAAAUUACUAUUACAAAUGUCCCUCAUCACUUAAGAGCCCACUGGGAUUCUUAUUGGAUGGAGAUGUUAAUGUUGGCUGGUUUAUGUGUUUAUUUCAUUAAUUUCUUUACAGGAAAGAGCAAAAACACUAAAUUAGCAAACAUGUGGUUCAAUUCACAUCGUAGUAUGUUGGAAGAAAAUUUCAGUUUAGUGGGUGAUGAUGGAAAGUUGGAAAGCGAUUGUCCGGGACUGUUAAAGGAAAGUGAUAAUCAUUUUACUUUAUGGUGCAGUGGAAGAACAUGUUGCGAAGGAAUGCUUGUUGAGCUGAAAUUCAUCAAACGUCAAGAUUUAGUUGGUGUUAUAAGUGGCUUAUUGCGACCAAUAAGUGACCAAGUGCACAUAAAAGUGGAAAUGUCUAAAGAAGAUAUGGACUCAUUUAUAUUUUGUGUUGCUACCAAAAAAGCAGCAUCUCACAUGUACAAAGACUUAGCUGACUUAAGUGUCUACUGCCCAGAGCGUAGGCCCGGUGAAAAAUUCGGUCUUCCAUCUAAUUUCAUGGUCAUGUCAGAAAUUCAGGAAGCUACUUCUGCAGUUUUAGAUACUAGAGUUGUUACAGCAAUAAAUAAAUAUUCUGACAUGAUUGAGAGCAUUCAUGUUUCAGAUCAAUUCAGUGGUCAAAAGCAACCUGAGGAUACUACAUUAUUAAAACAACCAGAUGUCUUCAAAAUUCUUCAUAUAGUUCUGAAUUUGCCUGCUAAAGGAAAUCUCACAGAAAUAAGUGAAGCAUCUCUACCUCUUCUAACUUUAACAUUUUAUCUAAUGGAGAAACUUAAGAGAUACAGACUUUCCAAAGAAGGUAAAGCAAAGGCUGAUAAAAAUAGACUUAGAGUAGAAGAAGCUUUCUUGAAGAGCACUCAUGCGGCACGAGCAGAAGCUGCAGCAUUGAGAAGAGAAGAACGCAGAAAACAAGAGAAAGAAAAAGUUAUGGCUGAGGAUGAUCCAGAAAAGCAAAGACGUUGGGAGGAAAAAGAACAAAAAAGACAACUAAAGAAAAAAGCACCAAAGAUGAAGCAGCUUAAAGUGAAAGCUCUUUAGGUAGUAAAUAUUGCAAAACCUAUUUAUUUUAUCCCAUUAGAUUCUUUUAAGUAAUAUUCUAUUUUAUUUAUUACUAGGUUUGAAAACCUAACAAAUAUUUUAUGUAGUAAUUAUUCGUAAAUCAGUGCCACAAUACCCUUAAAAUGAUAUAU
Molecule: messenger RNA, 1698 nt
Organism: Ctenocephalides felis (cat flea)
Lineage: Eukaryota; Metazoa; Arthropoda; Insecta; Siphonaptera; Pulicidae
Product: coiled-coil domain-containing protein 47
Exons: 8
Coding region: 128-1546 (472 amino acids)
Biological process (GO): endoplasmic reticulum calcium ion homeostasis
Cellular component (GO): endoplasmic reticulum
Molecular function (GO): calcium ion binding
Source: RefSeq, a predicted model, not a curated record